GCCGGUAUAAACGGUGCUUUCUCGCAACUCCUUUCAGUUGUGUUGUUACCUACUUACUGUACACUUGGAGAAUAGUAUGUAUAAAGAAGUUCACCAUCAAGAAAUCAAACACGAGUGCUCACGAUCGGGAGGGCUCCACGCGUAUCCCGAUCACUUUAGGGAAACGUACCUUUAAGAACACCAGUUGAAUCCAUGAACAUCUGAAGGUUCUUGUCCUCUGGUAGGACUUUGUAUAUAGUGUACAUAGGAUCAUUUGUCUAAUAAAAAGAAAUCCCGCUGGAAGGAAACGAGCGAGUUCAAAAGGGAAAAAUUACUGUCACGCUGGAAGAAAUUAGCCAAUUUAUCCAAGAAUCCUGCACCAUCCUUCACGAGGCAUCCACGCUCACUUUUAACAGCACGCAUCAGCAGUAAUAAGAGGGAAAAAGAUCUUGGAAGAGAAAAAGAGUGACCAAACAGCGGAAAUCAUGAAGCAAGGAAUGUCGGACGACUUUUCACUUGGCGUGAAAUUACUUACCGCAGGCACCGCGGCCUGCAUCGCCGAUUUAGCCACCUUUCCGUUGGACACCGCCAAAGUCAGAAUGCAGAUCGCGGGAGAAGGCCAAGCUCUGUUGCUGGCAUCAGCGGAAGGAUCGGUCUUUGCAGUAAGAACGAGCCAGCCAGGAUUGUUCCAGACCGUCGCAAACAUCGUCAGAUAUGAAGGCGCAAGGAGCCUGUACGGAGGUCUGUCCGCGGGACUCCAGAGACAGAUGUGUUUCGCCAGCAUACGAUUGGGCCUCUACGACAGCGUGAAGUCACUCUACGCUGGAAUCUUCGACGGUAACAAUAAGAUCGGUACAUCGAUGAACAUUGGCGUACGUGUUGCCGCGGGAAUCACGACGGGCGCUUUGGCAGUGAUGAUCGCUCAGCCGACUGACGUCGUUAAAAUCCGCAUGCAGGCUGGGAAUAAUGGACGAUCAUCGGUAAGGUAUAGCUCCACUCUACAGGCAUACAAGAGUAUCGCUAGUGGAGAAGGCGCGAAGGGUCUUUGGAGAGGAACCAUGCCGAAUGUCUCGCGUAAUGCUAUCGUGAACGUGGCGGAGAUAGUCUGUUACGACAUUAUCAAGGACCUCAUUCUGGUUAGCGGUUAUCUUAGUGACGGGAUACCGUGUCAUUUGACCGCCGCGACCGCCGCAGGACUCUGUACCACCCUGGCGGCAAGUCCCGUGGACGUCGUGAAGACGCGUUACAUGAACAGCAUCGCUGGCGAGUACAAGGGCGCGAUAGACUGCGCUAUCAAGACCUUCGUCCAGGAAGGUCCCACCGCGUUUUAUAAAGGUUUCGUGCCAAGUUUCUCACGUCUGGUAUCCUGGAACAUCGUAUUGUGGGUGACCUAUGAGCAGAUGAAGUUGCACAUGAAGAAGCUACAUGGCAUCGAGUGAAGUCCUCGAUUACUUACCAAACCCGAUUAUUCUGCCGAACCG
This is a messenger RNA of Acromyrmex echinatior (Panamanian leafcutter ant), 1460 nucleotides long. RefSeq names its product dicarboxylate carrier UCP2. NCBI's taxonomy places the organism in Eukaryota, Metazoa, Arthropoda, Insecta, Hymenoptera, Formicidae. The record is from RefSeq and is a predicted model, not a curated record. Gene Ontology annotation, biological process: transmembrane transport.